Molecule: messenger RNA, 1843 nt
Organism: Pipistrellus kuhlii (Kuhl's pipistrelle)
Lineage: Eukaryota; Metazoa; Chordata; Mammalia; Chiroptera; Vespertilionidae
Gene: RCN2
Product: reticulocalbin 2
Exons: 7
Coding region: 62-1000 (312 amino acids)
Cellular component (GO): endoplasmic reticulum
Molecular function (GO): calcium ion binding
Source: RefSeq, a predicted model, not a curated record
CUGCGCAGAGCGCCGACCCCUCUCGCGGCCGCUUCACUCCGUGACCGCGGCGGCCGGCGGGAUGCGGCUGGGCCCGAGGCCCGCGGCCCUGGGGCUGCUGCUGCUGCUGUGCGCGCCCGCGGCCGGCGCUGGGGACGCGCAGGGCGAGCACCGCAGCGACUACGACCGCGAGGCGCUGCUGGGCGGCCAGGAAGAAGUCGACGAGUAUGUUAAACUCGCCCCCGAAGAGCAACAGAAAAGACUGAAGUCGAUCGUAAAGAAGAUUGACUUGGACUCAGAUGGCUUUCUCACCGAAAGUGAGCUCAGUUCGUGGAUUCAGAUGUCCUUUAAACAUUAUGCGAUGCAAGAGGCAAAACAGCAGUUUGUGGAAUACGAUAAGAACAGCGAUGGGAGCGUGUCCUGGGACGAAUACAACAUCCAGAUGUACGACCGCGUGAUUGACUUUGACGAGAACACAGCUCUGGACGACGCGGAAGAGGAGUCCUUCAGGCAGCUUCAUCUAAAGGACAAGAAGCGGUUCGAAAAGGCUAACCAGGACUCGGAUCCCGGUUUAAAUCUUGAAGAAUUCAUUGCUUUCGAGCAUCCUGAAGAGGUUGAUUAUAUGACGGAAUUCGUCAUCGAAGAGGCUUUAGAAGAACAUGACAAAGACGGGGAUGGAUUUGUCAGUUUGGAAGAAUUCCUAGGGGACUACAGGCGGGACCCAGCAGCCAAUGAAGACCCAGAGUGGAUACUUGUUGAGAAAGAUAGAUUCCUGAAUGAUUACGACAAGGAUUCGGACGGCAGGCUGGACCCUCAAGAGCUGCUGUCUUGGGUGGUGCCCAACAACCAGGGCAUCGCCCAGGAAGAGGCUCUCCACCUCAUCGACGAGAUGGAUCUGAACAAUGACAGGAAGCUCUCCGAGGCGGAGAUUCUGGAGAACCAGGACUUGUUCCUCACCAGCGAGGCCACAGACUAUGGCCGCCAGCUUCACGAUGAGUAUUUCCACCGCGACGAGCUCUGAUCCGUAGUUUCUUACCGGUGUUACAUUUGCGAUACCACAUCGACGCGGUUAUUUUCCGCUCUGGGGUCCUACAGCCACCAGCCGUAUCUUAACGUAGAUGAUAAUUCUGGCCUUGGAGGAGAAAAACGAAACUCUGGUGUGUAUUUCAAAAACGUGUCGGAGAAAACAAUGUUGUGCCAUAUGACAGACAGCCAAGUCUUUCCUGUAUUCGCCUUCUCUUCAGUGCUGUGCUGCGGGAUACUUUGAGUUCCAGUUCCAUACUUGAAAAAUGGAACAUUUAUUUCAGAGAGGCCUAAAGGAGUAUGUGGCUGAGCUAUACACUUUUCUUUCUUUAAGUAGCAUUAAUUGGAGAGCCGACGGGAUUACGUUGUUUUUAGAUGUAGCGUUUUGUUAAAAACACACACACAACAAAAACCUUUAAAGGAACCUGUAGAAAAACUUAUACCUCACACCUAGGUUGAGAAGUUCUGCUUAAUUUUAAAAUGGUUUCUAUCAAGGGUUUUACUGUAUGAAAUAGAACUUUAUAUUUUUGCAUACUUCUAGAUAGUAAUUAUAUUUAACGCGUAACCAUAGCUCUAUGGUGUGUGGACCUUGGUAUUGUUUUGAACUCUUCUCUUCUGACUGAUUAAAAAAAUGAAAGGUCCUAUCUUUUUAAAUGUUUGUUAGUUUUCUUUAAUCUUCCGGGUAAACCUUGAAUUUCACAUAGGUUUUUGUUCUGUUGUUACACUAUCCCGCCUUAUCCAUUCCUGUAUUUUGGUAGCGAGUGUUCUAGAACACUGUUAAAUUAUUCUUGUUCCAUACUUGUAUUUUUUUUUUAAUAAAAGAAUAUCAUAAUUAAAAGUA